Molecule: messenger RNA, 753 nt
Organism: Symbiodinium necroappetens
Lineage: Eukaryota; Dinophyceae; Suessiales; Symbiodiniaceae
Source: the annotation of a GenBank genome assembly
AUGGUGGAUAGAUGGCUGGAAAAGGCAGUGGCGGUGAGCUAUGACAAUGAGCAGGGUGAACGAUGCUAUUGGGUGGUGUUGGGUGUGUUGAGCAUUCAAAGGGCCUUCAACAUUGCCGGCCCGCUCCUCAAGAACACGUGGAUUCAGUUGCGGGGUUGGAGGUUGCGGGCGGAAUGGUGGUCAGUGAUGAUUGGUUCCUGGCUGGCUUUUGAGGGCCUCCUCAGACCUGGAGAGGUGGAUGAGCUAAAAAUUUCGGAUCUUUGUUUCCCCGAGGAAGCUUUGUCGGUGCAGGUGGUGGCCCAGGCGUCGGAUGGUGGCAUGGACAGCGGCCGGCUGUCACGCGCCCUACGUGAGCUAGCCGCGGCUUUGGACGAGGUGAACGCGGCAGCUGCUGAGGACCCCGUUCUGCGCAGUGGCCUCUCCGCCUCCUCUUCGGGCGCUAGCAGUGGACAACAGCAGCGACAGCAGCCGCAACCGCGCGGUGAGAAAAAGGGGGUCCCUACAGCAGCAGCUCCUAAGGCAACAGGUGCUGCGGCGCGGGUGCUUUCCCUUGGGGGCUCGUCGGUGGCGUAUCGCAUGGACCAUCGGUGCUACAUUGUGGUUUCCAAUCCGCGGGCUCCAGACUUCGUUGGCUUCUUCGAGGGUGAAGGCGCGGCGGCAUGGAAGGCCAUCGAGCGCCGACUUCCCCGCGGCCGGUUAUCCGGCUCGAGCGUACGCCUGCGGCGCGUUCCCUCCCGCCAAGUGGCGGAGCAG